AGCAAGAGAGUGUGUGUUAGGUGUGUACAUCUGCAUGCCUGACAUUUUAAUUACACAUGUUGUAACGGGUAAGACCGGUUGAACAUUACCUGACAUGCAACAUGACUUUCAAAAACAAAAAGAAAAGAGCAAAGGUGGCUCCGCUCUCUCUACAAAAUCAUCCUCAAUGGGUAGCAGCACCUUUUGCAGGAGGAACAGAGGACAGAGAGGCAGCAGGUCAAGGAAAGAAAGAUACCAUGGCAGCGGCUUCAGAUCAGAAUGUGGAGUUUGUGCGAACAGGCUACGGCAAAAACACAGUGAAGGUGCUGGUGAUCAGGAGACAGGGCAGCCAUCACUACAUCAUCGAGCUGAAAGCUGAUGUGGAGCUCACUCUCAAAUCCCGCAAGGAUUAUCUAACUGGAGACAACUCAGACAUCAUCCCCACCGACACCAUCAAAAACACCGUCCAUGCCCUGGCCAAGCUCAAGGAGGUAAGGACCAUUGAGCAGUUCUCCUUGGAUAUCUGUCAUCAUUUCCUGACCGCUUUCAACCAUGUGCUGAAGGCCAAAGUUCACAUGGAGGAGGCUCCAUGGAGAAGGUUGGAGAAGAAUGGCGUAGAGCAUGCUCAUGCCUUUAUCAUUUGCCCUGAAUCUUUGCGCUUCUGUGAUGCUGAACAGAAUCUCAAUGGCAUCCCGGUGGUUCACAGCGGGGUGAAGAACAUGACGCUGCUGAAAACCACCCAGUCUGGUUUUGAGGGUUUCCACAAAGACCGCUUCACCACUCUGCAAGAGACCAAGGACAGGUGUUUCUGCACCUCUGUCUUUGCUAGGUGGCGCUACAGCAAGAGUCAAGAUAUCGACUUUGAUGCUGCAUGGAAGUGUGUGAAGGAGACGAUAAUUGAGAAGUUUGCUGGUCCUUAUGAUCUCGGAGAGUUCUCACCCUCUGUGCAGAAGACCCUUUAUGAAACACAGGUUCUGGUCCUGGAUCGAAUUCCUGAGGUUGAUGAAAUAGAGAUGGUCAUGCCCAACCAGCAUUACAUCACCAUAGACAUGACAAAAAUGGGGAUCAACAACAAAGAUGAAGUUCUUCUUGCCUUGGAUAACCCUUCAGGCAGCAUCACAGGGACGGUGCGCAGGAAACAGCAAGCCAAGCUGUGAAGGCAACUACAUAAACCAGGAAAUGCUACUGCUCUGAUCUAUCAACCAAGAGCUACGUUAUGAAAUAAUAAUAAUAAUAAUAAUAAUAAUAAUAAUAAAGUUCUGAGAACUAAAUAUUAACUUUAAAAUAUUUUCCGACUACAACUGAAGAUAUCCAAACAUGAUUCUGGCUUCUGCUGAAAGUAAAUGAAAUAAAUGACUCUACUAUUAUUGUC
Messenger RNA from Eleginops maclovinus (Patagonian blennie), 1351 nucleotides. RefSeq names its product urate oxidase (gene uox). The coding region runs from base 102 to 1136 and encodes 344 amino acids. Lineage: Eukaryota; Metazoa; Chordata; Actinopteri; Perciformes; Eleginopidae. Gene Ontology annotation, molecular function: urate oxidase activity. Gene Ontology annotation, biological process: urate catabolic process; purine nucleobase catabolic process. The record is from RefSeq and is a predicted model, not a curated record. Gene Ontology annotation, cellular component: peroxisome. The transcript has 8 exons.